GUAAUAGCUCUCUCUCUCUCUCUCUCUCUCUCUCUCUCUAAGUUUAUGAUGUCGAGGGAAGAAAAUCUUGUGGGAGUAGGGCUUCUAACAAUCCUCCAUGUGUGCUUCCUUUCUGUUUGCGUUGCUGAUAAAAAUCAGACCUUCAAAUCUUCUUGCGGAGAUAUGAACAUCAGUGACCCUUUCUAUUUGGAAGAUGAUUAUGCGCCUGACGUCUUUUAUCAUUACUUGAACUUGAUCUGUGAAAAUAAUCGUACUAUGGUAAACCUCGAUUACGGCGGAAAAUACCAUGUUGCAGACAUCAACUACAGUAGCUAUACCAUUCGGGUAGUGGAUCCGGGCCUAAAGGAAAAGGGCAUGGGAAACUGUUUCUCCUAUCCUCUCUAUUACUUCCGCAUAGAUCAGUAUCCAUAUGAUGUUCCUACAGAUUCUCAUCCUGUAGUUUUCAUUACAUGCCCAUGGCUGAUCACUGGUGACAAGAUUCAUAAGUACAUUCCUAUCAUUCCAUGCAACACGAAUCGCAGCUCCCCUUUCUCGCAACCAUACGCGUAUGCAAUAGUUGGAGAUUUGGAGUUCAGAGAUAUUCCCGAUUCAUGCAUCCUUGAUGGGAAUAUCGUCACUCAGUCAAAGGCAGUUGCGGAGGGAAGACAUUUAUCAAUGUCAGAUUUGCAAGAAGAGCUACUCAUGGGGUUUGAACUUUCAUUUCUGUAUUCCAUCUGCGCCAUAGAAUGCGAAGUGAAAGGGCUAUCCUGUGAUCUGAAUUUCACCAGCAAUACUUUCAAAUGCCACCACUCCAGCGCCGUAGAAUGGAUCUGGAAAAUCUUGACAAUCUUGAUUAACAUUCCGAUUGUCUUAUAUGCAUACACAUGGUAUCCCGAAAAUUUUAAAAUUUCAGGACUUGAAGAAGCGCUCAAGUAUGGCGACUAUGCGUCCAUUGGAUACUGGAUAUUUCAUAAGAUUGUCAUAAUAUACAAUGGAGUACGAAUUGUACUUGGGAUGUUCAUGUUUGCCUAUUUAAUCUACAAGUUUCGGCGGAGACACUUAUCAUUAGAUGAUAAUAUUGAAGAAUUCCUACAAAAUCACAAAAGUCUUCAACUCAUAAAGUACUCUUAUUAUGAUAUAAAAAAGAUGACCAACAGUUUCAAGGAUAAAUUAGGACAAGGAGGCUUUGGCUCUGUUUAUAAGGGAAAGCUCAAGAGUGGUCGAGUUGUUGCAGUAAAAGUACUGGUUAUGUCUAAAGCUGAUGGGCAAGAUUUUAUCAAUGAAGUGGCUACAAUUGGAAGGAUCCAUCAUAUUAAUGUGGUGAAACUUGUUGGAUUUUGCAUAGAAGGUUCAAAAUGGGCUCUUAUAUAUGACUUCAUGCCUAAUGGAUCUCUUGAUAAGUUUAUUUUUCCGAAACAUGAAAACAAUACCCCCUUAAGUUGGGAGAGGUUGUAUAAGAUUGCACUUGGAGUAGGGCAUGGGAUUGAAUACUUACAUCAAGGUUGUGAUAUGAAAAUUCUACAUUUUGAUAUCAAACCACACAAUAUUCUUCUCGAUGAAGACUUCACUCCAAAAGUUUCAGAUUUUGGCCUUGCAAAGUUGUAUUCAACAGAUGAAAGUAUUGUUUCUCUCACAAAAGCAAGAGGAACAAUGGGAUACAUUGCUCCAGAAUUGUUCUACAAAAACAUUGGAUGCAUAUCAAAUAAGGCCGAUGUUUAUAGUUUUGGAAUGUUGUUGAUGGAAAUGGUGGGUAAAAGGAAGAAUUUGAAUGCAUUAGCAGAUCACUCAAGUCAAAUAUACUUCCCAUUAUGGAUAUAUGAUAAAUUUGACCAAGGGGAGGACAUUGAAAUGGGAGAUGCCACAGAUAAUGAAAAAAUAUCUGUAAAAAAAAUGGUGAUAGUUGCAUUAUGGUGUAUACAGAUGAAGCCCACAGAUCGUCCUUCGAUGAGCAAAGCAUUGAAGAUGCUAGAAGGUGAGAUUGAACUCUUGCAAAUGCCUCCUAAGCCUUCUCUAUAUUAUGAUGUAUUGAAGGUAGAGGAUCAGGUGAGCAAUCAAGUAGGAGUACCGGUUUCAUCACUUAAUGCCAUGGAUACAAUCACCUUAACCGGAAGGUAGUGCCACAUUGUAUCUACUUGCAUGCUUUGUCCCUUGAUAAUGUUUUCUUGGCUUAGAUGUAAGGAUCGUUGCUUUUCAUGUAUCAAAUGUAUUUGUCCUAAAGCACUGGCUUGGUUCCUAGAAGGUCUCCAUACAUGAGUAGUCUUCUCCAAGGCCUUUGAAAUUCUUAAAUAAAGUUUUGUUUCCUUUCAA
Vitis vinifera (wine grape) is the source of this 2286-nucleotide messenger RNA. RefSeq names its product PR5-like receptor kinase. The transcript has 6 exons. Gene Ontology annotation, molecular function: ATP binding; protein kinase activity; polysaccharide binding. Gene Ontology annotation, biological process: protein phosphorylation. NCBI's taxonomy places the organism in Eukaryota, Viridiplantae, Streptophyta, Magnoliopsida, Vitales, Vitaceae. The coding region runs from base 46 to 2094 and encodes 682 amino acids. The record is from RefSeq and is a predicted model, not a curated record.